UUUUGAUUGCGUGCGGAUCCGAAGAAUGAGAAAGCAUUGUGGUGCUUGCUUCUGUUUUCCGGUUCAACGCCUUGCAGAGAAGCUGGCCGGGGCACACCGCAUGGGUUGGUUCAUUCAUUUCCCUCUUCGGAAUGUUCUUGGAAGCCAGGUCGAGCUCUUAAGAGACAAGGCAGUGGGUGCUCCUGCUUGAGGAAAAGUCUGAAUCGAGCCAAUCGACCAAGUGGUCUGCCAUCGAUAGCUCUCAUUUAUUGCUCCUCUUUACGUUUGACCGUCACGAUGGACAUCCAUGGAGCCGCAGAUAACACCAACCAAUGGAAGACUCUUGUUUGGCUCUACCCUGUUGACGAUUUUGACAACAUGAGUGAAGAAGACAGGACGGUGGCAAUCUGUCUGGAAACAUACGACGGCAAGCUUCGCAACUAUCGAGGAUCAGCAACGUUUGAUCGAUUUGCCAACAGUGCUAGCUACCGUUUCCUUUUGUCGGUAUACAGAGUGCAAGAUGUCAAGCAAGGGGACGGACUUGUCGUUGAACAACUCGGAGACAACGUUGAAACAUUCGAGCUUCGUCUUACUAGUCGCUUCACGUGGACGUUGGAGGCCAACAAAGUAAAAGGAUCGAAGACGAAGGGGCGAUGGAUUACUCUUCUCUUCAACAGAGAUGAAGAAGCACGAACUCCAGAUGGUAUCAAACAAAUUGACCUGAUCGUUCCCAAAUCGAAAACAUCUGAUAAUGGAAAGCUUCUCGAGCUUGCAGUCAAGAGUGCAAAGCUUGUGGUGGAGGCCACAAUUGCAACUAAUGAAUUCGAAGCAGCAAGAGCUGCUGCAGCAUUACCCCAGCAAACGUAGAGAUCCAAGACACCGGUUGCUCUCACUCCUCACAACUAUUAGUAGCGCCUGUUGUCUAUAAUCUAG
Seminavis robusta is the source of this 912-nucleotide messenger RNA. NCBI's taxonomy places the organism in Eukaryota, Bacillariophyta, Bacillariophyceae, Naviculales, Naviculaceae. The record is from the annotation of a GenBank genome assembly.